CUACCAAAAGUGAGGUUAUGGCACAUAAAAUCUUGUAUUAUGUGGUGGUUUUCUUUUUUCAGAUGGAAUUUGUCUAUGUCACCCAUGCUGAAGUACAGUGGUGCGAUCUUGGCUCACUGCAACCUCCGCCUCCUGGCUUCAAGCAAUUCUCUUGCUUCAGCCUUCCUGAGUAGCUGGGACAGCAGGUGUGUGCCACACACCCAGUGAAUUUUUUGUAUUUUUAGUAGAGACAGAGUUUUACUGUGUAAGCCAAGAUGAUCUCGAUCUUCUGACCUCAUCAUCCACUCACCUCAGCCUCCCAAAGUGCUGGUGUUACAGGAUUGAGCCACCUCACUGGCUCAGUUUUCUUUUACAUAAGCCUUUUCAUUUGCUGAAACCAUAGAUUCUAAGUUGCUCUAUCCAAGUGAUAAUUAGAAGAAUGUGAUGGGGCCGGGUUCGGUGGCUCAUGCCUGUAAUCCCAGCACUUUGGGAGACCGAGGCAGGUGGAUCACGAGGUCAAGAGAUCAAGACCAUCCUGGUCAACAUGGUGAAACCCCGUCUCUUCUAAAAAUACAAAAAAAAAAAAAAAAAUAGCUAACCAUGGUGGCGCAUGCCUGUAAUCCCAGCUACUCAGGAGGAUGAGGCAGGAGAAUUGCCUGAACCCGGGAGGCGGAGGUUGCGGUGAGCUGAGAUCGUGUCGUAGCACUCCAGCCUGGGUAACAAGAGCGAAACUCCGUCUUAAAAAAAAAAAAAAGAAAAGAAAAAUGUGAUGUACUUAGUGCAUAAAUUUUAGAAAAUUUCCCUUACUACUAUUGUUAGUUUGAUUGAAUGUGUGUGUAAUUUUAAAAAAAUGUAAACUGAAUAAAUAUGUAUUGAAUCUACAUAUGUAUUGAAAAUGUAAGUUGACAUCACAGAGUACCCUUAGUUCAUGGCAAUGCUUUCUCUGAAAGCAACUGCAGAAAUUUACUCUCUCUUCUUUCUAGUUUGUAAGAACUUGGAGGCCACAGGGGAAAGGGAGUUCUUUGGAUACCAGAUAAGGCAUGAAGCAGAUGUGGUUACAGUAAUUCUGGUAUAAUUCAUUGUAAGGUGAUGAUCUCUAGGAACGUCAUCACCGUGGAGAAACCUGAAAGCUCCCAGCAGCCAGCAACGAAUGAAAGGUGUGGGCGGGACUGCCAACAGGGUGGGGCCUGGUGAGCCAGUGCCUGGGCUCCCGCUUCACAGUGCGCGUGGGGGCGCAUCACGGGGGAGACUCUGAUUGGUUCCUCUGGUUGGAACCUGGGCACGAGGUUGGAACUCUGGUGGUUGGUAGGGCAACCUCCUUCAGUUGAUAGAAAACAGUGGAAGGAGGAGCUCCCUCUGCGCUGUCUUCUCCGCGAUCUCAGCCCUCAGGCUUGUUGUAUCUAGACCCAUUUUAAAUCAAGCAGGUUCGCUUCAGACCAGUCAUCUCAGGGGAGGCAGCUGAGGUGGGGAGUGAGUUGUUAGUGGGGUGCAGCCCCAUCACCAGGGGCUGGCCCUGCCAGGUGCCUGUGUUUGAAAGAGGUGAAGUGCUGAACUCUGCAGACUGGGAGGCAAGGGAAGGUCCAAGUUGCUGGAGAGGAGCCAAGGUGCCCCAUGGGGAACACACUGAGUUGUUGUUUGUGCCCCAAAGUCAGCCGCAGGCGAGGUCUGCGUAGAUGGUCUGAGGAUCUGCCCUUCAGCUCUGACAUCAAUGAGGCGGUGGCAAGCAAAGGUGUGGGCCAAGAUAGAAGGAACAUGUCCAACACCAGCGCCAGACCCAUUUGGGGCCCGAGCUGGCUGUGUGGGGUGGUGUCUGGCAGCUGCGAUGACAUCUAUGAGGCAGUGUCAAGCGUAAGUGCAGACCAAGGCAGAGAAAAGCAGAGGCCGGCCAGAGGGAUCUUGGUGCUCCCCAAUGGCAGACGAAAGCAGAGCCAGUGCAGGGUGCACUGGGCAGAACCGAUCUGCAGCAAUAACAUCAAUGAGGGGGAGGUGGUGGAAGUGCCAGACCCUACUGCCGUGGAGCCUGCCCGGUGGGAUUUGGGAGCCGGCAACGGCCAUGACCUGCAGCACAUCAGCGACCAGGUGAUGCCCAAAGAUAUUGCUUCUUACCAUCCAAGGGCAAGCACACUCUUCCUGAGAAAGUAUCAAAUGCAUGUGCAAGGAAAGAGGAGAAGCUCUCGCCUAUAUUCUAUACCUCCAUGGCAUCUUGGUAGAAAAUACAGCUCGUGUUCCACCAUAUUGCUAGGUAACAGCACAGUCAGUGAGCCUGAUCUCAGCCACAUAUUAGAAAGUGUGACUUUGGCAAUAUAUUACAACAUAAAGCACAGAUAUGCAAAUAGAUCUCUGGCUAUUUUCAAUGAGUCAAUACAUCCACUUUCACAAGAAGAGAUUCCAGGGAAAUCCUUUGAGGACGAUCCCACACACAAAUGCAUUUUCAGUUAUUUCUGUAAUAUUUUUGCAGUCGCAGAACUAACAGCUCCAUGUGCGAUCGUAGCAUUGGUGUACAUUGAACGCCUUUUAACUAAAGCUAACAUCGAUCUUUGUCCUACUAAUUGGAAAAAAAUUGUCCUCGGAGCCAUGCUUCUGGCCUCCAAGGUUUGGAGAGAUCGUGGUCUGUGGAGUGUGGAUGACAGCCAGAAUCCCAAGGAUGUUGCAGUUGAGAAAAUGAGUAAGAUGGAGAAGAGUUUUUUGGAGCUACUCGAGUUUAAAAUUCAUGUGUCUGCCAGUGUUUAUGUGAAAUAUUACUUUGACCUGUGUGCCUUGCCAUACGACCAUGAACUGGAUUUUCAGUUUGGUAUUCUUCACAAACAUAUAGCGCAGAAAUUGAAGGCUAUGUCACGGCUGUGUGAAUACAAAGACCUGCAUCAAGAUGCCGCAGCUAUGACAAGGGCCGUCAGCAUGGAUUUCAUCGGCAUUAGGCAUACUAAUGCCAUCUUAUCUUAAAGAGAGAAAUUAGCAUUAUAAAGUCCUGGACUUGUCAACUAUAGGGACUACAAAAUAUCACUUCUCUGCUGAAAAAGACCAGAAAAAUUAGGAUUUUCUUUUUUUAUCUUUUUUAAAAAAAUUUUUAUUGUUGUUGUUGUUGCUGUUGUUGUUGUUGAUUAGGAUUUUUAUAGAGUGGAGACUUCUUCAAAUAACCACACUGUGAAGCUGGGUGAUGGUGGCAUGAACAGUGGGUGCCAGGUGCUACCUGCCCUUCUUGUUCCACUGAGUCCAGAUGGCAUUCCUAGGGCACCACCUUCUUGAACAACUCUUGGGGAGGAAGAGUGUCAUAUGGACACAGCACAUCGCAGUUCAGAGUCCACAGUCACCCACAGUCCCAAGCAGGUGACAGUCUGAGCUGAGCUGGAAUUCAAACAACUUUGGAAUUGGCUCCAGAUUUGUGAGAGUACCUGGGUUUGGAUCUCUGUCCACUGAGGCACUGAAUGCAUGAUGGCCCAAAACAACAAGUGUGGGAAGAGAGAAUGGCAUGGGGACAAGGCUGUCAUUACUUCAAGUACCAUGGGGGCUCAGGCCUGUUCAUCAAGUCUUUGGAGAGAAUCUGCAUGUGAAAUGAGGCACCCACAUCAUGGUUAUAAAGGGAGAGAUGAAAUCGGUUCAUCUUCCCCCAGGCCUAUAAUGGUCAUGUCAAAACACAGAGUCUUGCUGUGUUGCCAGGCUGGAGUGCAGUGGCAGGAUCUCGGCUCUCUGCAACCUCUGCCUCUGGGGUUCAAGUGACUCUCCUGCCUCAGCCUCCCAAGUAGCUGGGACUACAGGCAUGAACCACCAACCCAGCUAAUUUAUAUAUUCUUAGUAGAGACAAGGUUUCAUCACAGUGGCCAGGACAGUCUUGAUCUCUUGACCUCAUUCUGCCUGCCUCCGCCUCCAUAAGUGCUGGGAUUACAGGCGAGAGCCACCGUGCCUGGCCUCUUGCAUUUACCAUUCACAAUAAUGCAGUUUGGAAUAUCCCACUGUUGAUUUAUUAUUUCCUCCUCCAAACAUAAUCUGUGGCCCUGUAUACAUAAUUGAAUAUUUUUGUGUAUUGAUAUUUUGUGUCUGAAGAUGAAAUAUUAGAUGAAACAUGUUAAAACAUUUCAUGCAAAGCCUUCAGUGGUUGUAGAGUCUACUCUUUGGCGAAUACACGAAUUAAUCUAUUUUAAAUAUUAAAAUUUUUAUUAGAUGUGAUAAUGAUAUUUUUUCUUUUAUCUUCAUUUGUUAGAUAUAGUUACUUACAUUCUUCCAUCAUUAAUGAUAUUGUAUCUUAUAUUUGAUGUAAAAAACUCCUAGAAUAUUUGGAAUUGAUCGUUGAAAUUAAACUGCAAAAUGAGAUUUGCUAAAACCUAGUGAUAAUGUACUCAUAAUGGGUUUAUUAUCUAUUAUCUCUAUCACUGUUAAUUUUUAAAGUUUCCAUGGAAAACUAUACUAAGAACUUAAAAUUUUCUAUAAAACCCUUCAUGCUCUGCACUUUAGCUCCAAUGCAUAAUGAAUAAAGGAAAAUAAAUUCU
This is a messenger RNA of Callithrix jacchus (white-tufted-ear marmoset), 4460 nucleotides long. RefSeq names its product cyclin-Y-like protein 1B. NCBI's taxonomy places the organism in Eukaryota, Metazoa, Chordata, Mammalia, Primates, Cebidae. The record is from RefSeq and is a predicted model, not a curated record.